AUGUCUGAAUCAUACGUUCUUCAUGAUGUUAUGCGUAAAGUUAAAGCAGAUGGUUUAUUUGAUUCAAUUCGACGUGAUUUAAUCUCUGAUAUUGAACAAAAGCCAUCCUACUUAGACUUAAAAUCUCAAAUUGAAUCAUUGAUGUCAUCGUAUUUAUCCGAACAUAAAUGGAGUCCAUCAUUAAAAAAAUCUGAUAUACGUGAACGUGCACGUCGUCAUAUAGAAACAUCAAAUUUAAUCAAAGAUACAUUACCAUCACUUGUUAAUCAAUAUAUGCAAACAUGUCAACAACAAUUAAUUCAACCACGUCUUUUAUCAUUUGUUUCUGAUCAUAUUGAACAUGUUUAUAAUUCUAUUGGUGGAACACAUGUUUAUCGUCCACCAACAUCUUAUACACAAUCAAUUCCAAUUCCACAAGAACCUUUAAAAACAGAAAAUAAUAAAUCUUCGAUACCAAUUAAAAAAGAACCAACAAUUCCUUCGAAACCAAAAAUUCCAAUAGAUAAAAACCCUCAAAUAUCGAAUGUUAUUAAAAAACAAAUACCACCGAAAAAGAAACCAAUACCAAUUCCAAAAGAAUCUAUUAAAGAAGAGAAAAAAACUCGUAUUUUAUCACCAACAACUUCACCAAAUGAUUUAGUAGAUAUUUCUCCAUCAUCAAUAUCAAUUGAAAAUGAACCGACACCAAAAUCAUCAAGUCCAUCACCACCUCCACCUAUUGUUCGUAUUGCAUCACCAUUAAAUACAGAGAGUCCACAAAAAAUAAAACGUCUACCGGAAUCGAAUGAUGAUAAUUCUACAAUACAUAUUAAAAAGAAAAAAAUUAAAAUCGAUGACACUCAACAGAAAGAUAUUCCUGAAGAAAAAUCGGAAGAUAAUAUUAACUCAUCAUCAACUACAACAAAUGAAACGGAUACGCGUAAAUUACGACCUCGUCGACCAAAUCCAAAAUAUUUAAAUGAACAAUUUGAAACAGAAGAUCUUAUUAUAUCAGAACCAUCACCACCACUACCAGUAUUGUUACCGCAAUCAUCAACAUCAACUAUAUCUAAAACAAAAAGAUUUCGUCCAUCAAAAUCUUCAACUAGCUUUGAUCAAGAACAAUACGAUACACCAUCAUCACCAGUUCCUUUAACAUUUACUUCAACUGAAACAUCAGGUUUAGCUGGUGAUAUGUCACCGGAAUAUGGAACAUCAUUACCUUCGUUUGAUAUGACUGAAAAGCAGGAAAUUGAAACAAAUGAUGAACAAAUAAGAACACCAUCCCCGGUAACAGCAGAUACAAAAAAAACAACAUCACCAAGACGUCUUCGACCAAGAAAAGCAAAUGAACGAUCAUUCAUUGCAGAUAAUCAAAAUGAAAAAAGUAAUGAUCUUCCUAUGCGUACAUCAUCGAAAACUCGAGAAAGUAGUCGUCAUCGAAUAGAACCAGCAAAUAUCUCGUCGACUAGUGAUGAUACUGAUAUUCAACAAACAAAUACGAAAAAAACUCGUCAUUCAUCCUCAUCUGGUGGUGAUACGAAUUCAAAUGAAUUACCAAAUCGAUCGAUUUCAGUACCCGAAAAUCUAAAUGCAACACCAGCAUCAACAGAUGAAACAUCAACUACGCCUGUAUCGAAAUCGUUUAUUUGGAAACCUAAAAUCUCUAAAUGA
This is a messenger RNA of Adineta steineri, 1653 nucleotides long. NCBI's taxonomy places the organism in Eukaryota, Metazoa, Rotifera, Eurotatoria, Adinetida, Adinetidae. The record is from the annotation of a GenBank genome assembly.